Molecule: messenger RNA, 729 nt
Organism: Emiliania huxleyi CCMP1516
Lineage: Eukaryota; Haptophyta; Isochrysidales; Noelaerhabdaceae
Exons: 1
Source: RefSeq, a predicted model, not a curated record
AUGCAGGUGGCGCUUCUGACGGCAGCGGAGGCGGACGACGCGCUCCUGCUGCAGCUGCGGGAGGCGGGCAGCCUCAAGAAGGCCUCCCUGCCUCAGCUGCGCGCCGCGCGCGACUUCCUCGCCGACGGAGAGGUGGGCUGGGCUGAGCUCGCGGCUCGCCACGGAAUUCUCCAAUCCGCAGGGGCAUGGGACGCGACCAUCAAGCUCGCACGCCGCAUCGGCUGGCUGCGGCCGCCCGCCGCAGCCGUCGACGAGGCGGAGCCUGCCACGGCGGCAGUGCUCUCGAACAUGCAGCUCCUGCUGCAAGUCGCCACCGCCGGGGGAGGCUCCUCCUCCCGCUCCGAGACGGCGAUCGCGACGGUUGCGAUCGCCGCCGAGCUGCUUGGCGACCCCGGCCUCAACAUUCCCGCCGCGUGCGUGCGGCACGGGGUCACCAUCGGCCAUCUCGGGUCGGGGCGCAAGUCCGCGCGAGAGCGCGCCGAGCGCACGCGUGCGGCGUUGGUCGAGCUGGGCCUAACAGACUGGGAGGCGCUCAAGAGGCAAUGGGCGGUGAAGCUCGACCGGCCGGCCGUCAAGGCGCUGCAGCAGCGCCACCGCGUCUCGGUGGCCGAGGCGGCGCGCGCGCUGCACGCGGCGGCGGGCGACGAGGCGGCGGCGGGGGCGGCGCUGCUCUCGCAAAAGCGCUCGGCGAGUCUGGAGGCGGGCGACGCGCCGCCAGAGGAGGAGUCG